This is a messenger RNA of Meira miltonrushii, 2207 nucleotides long. RefSeq names its product translation initiation factor eIF-3, subunit D. Gene Ontology annotation, biological process: translational initiation. Gene Ontology annotation, cellular component: eukaryotic translation initiation factor 3 complex; cytoplasm. NCBI's taxonomy places the organism in Eukaryota, Fungi, Basidiomycota, Exobasidiomycetes, Exobasidiales, Brachybasidiaceae. The record is from RefSeq and is a predicted model, not a curated record. Gene Ontology annotation, molecular function: translation initiation factor activity. Bases 333 to 2207 code for a protein of 624 amino acids. The transcript has 2 exons.
GGCUAUCAUAAAUCCACAAUCAAUAGAAACGCGUCAAUAGAGAUCUGCGCAAGCAGACCAAUCAAAUACAAAAAGCACGUGUAGAGCGUACAGAGGAUUUUUCUCACAGUGAGGAUUUAAGCGUGCGCAUCAGGCAAAGGGAACCAACCAUCUCAACAAAAGACGGGAAAAGUGCCCGCAGCCUAGCAGUGAGAUUGCCAUCUUCCAAUUCUUCUUGAUGGAAUUAGAAGCGCAAGGCGCGCGCAUGAGGAGAAGAAAGAUUAUCAAUUGAUACAACUUCACCUUCCAAACCACAUCGAUAUCAAUUCCAGCUCGUACGACUUCGAAUCAAGAUGGCAAGCUUUUCAUUGCCAAGCUUACAGGAAACUCCUGAUAUGUGGGGCCCACCCAGUAUGGCCUCUUCAUCUGGAAAGAGUACCGAAUCAGUUUUACCAAAAGAAUUUCGCGAAAUUCCAUUCACACCUUUUGCAAAGAGUGAUAAAAUUGGUCGUUUUGCUGAUUGGAACAAUGUCUCAAGCUCUGCAAACCAAGCAGAAGGUGCAAGAGGAGCUGCCGCCCAGGCCGGUGGACGUCGUGCUGAUGGUUCGCAAACAUUGGGUGCAGGCGCAAGUACGUUCACUUACUUCCACGGAAGUGAUGAAGCAAGCUUCAGUAUCGUUGACAAUACUCGUGCAUCUGGCGCAAAACGUGGUGGUGCUGCUUUGAGUCAAAUGACUCGCGGUCGUGGUGGUGCUGCGCGCACUGCUGGUGGCCGUCAAGGUGCUUUGGGAGGAGCAGUGGCUGGUCGUACAGGCGCUGCUGCUGGUCGUGGCGGCCGAUUGGGAGGUGCUCAACGCGGUGGUGCAAUGGGUGCUGUUGGAGGUGCUCGUGGCGGUCGUAGACCAGGAUGGCGUGAUUGGGACAGACCACAAAGGACUCGUGAUCCCUCUGUGGUCGUUGGACCUGAUUGGGAACAAAUUGAAGAGAUUGAAUUCAGUCGUUUGGCUAAAUUGCGAUUGGACGUUGGAGAGGGUGAAGAUAUUUCUCAAUUUGGCUCUCUAUUCGAAUAUGACCGAUCGUACGACCGUAUCACUAGUGUCCGAUUCGAGAAACCCUUACAACCAAUGGACAGAGUUCGUUACAAUCCCACAACCUCAGAAGACCCAAUCCUACAAGAGUUGGCUUCCAAACCUGUUGAAAAGCUACACGAAACAUCCACCAAACCACCUACCAGAAUUCUUGUCACUGAUUCAAUCUUGGCUAUGCUUAUGUGCUCUACUCGUUCAGUCUACCCUUGGGAUAUUGUGAUCACACGAGACGGAAAUGGAAACAUCUUUAUGGACAAGCGUGAUGGAGGAGCAUUUGACUACGUUACAGUCAACGAGAAUGCAGCUGACCCACCAGCAGAGAUUGAGACAAAAGAAGGCGAAAGCGUUCGCGAUAAAUCUCAAUUGAUCAACACACCUGGCAGUCUCAGCUUGGAAGCAACAUACAUUAACCAAAACUUUGCCUUCCAAGUUGUGAACGAGAAGAAGGCACACAAAUUGCCCAAUGGACCCAACCCAUUCUACGACGAAAGCACAGAGAAGGAGCAAUUGGCCAGUUGUGGAUACAGAUACCGCAAAUUCGACCUUUCAACACCCAAUCAUGAUGUCGAAUUGAUUGUCCGAACUGAAUUGGACGCCAUUUUGAAAUCCACCACAAAAGGACAACCUGAUCAAUACAUCACCAUCAAGACUUUGAAUGAGUUUGAUAGCCGAGCACAAGGAGCUGGUGGUGCACCUGAUUGGCGUACCAAAUUGGACAGCCAACGUGGUGCAGUUGUUGCAACAGAGAUGAAGAACAACGGUGCCAAAUUGGCACGAUUUGCCGUACAAAGUUUAUUGGCAAAGGCUGACAACAUGAAGAUGGGUUAUGUAUCCCGUGUUUCACCUCGUGAUUCAUCUAGACAUGUUGUCUUGGGUACUCAAUGGUACAAGCCACGCGAUUUUGCUGCUCAAAUCAAUGUCAACUUCUCCAACGGAUGGGGUAUCGUUCGUACGGUUGCUGAUUUGGUCAGCAAAUUGAAGGAUGGAGAAGAAGCAAAUUCGCCUGCUAAAUUCGUUCUUGCCAAAGAUCCAAACAAGACUGUCAUUCGUCUAUACCGUGUCCCUCUCACCUGGCCUGCAGAUGAAGAUGAAGAAGAUGGUGUUUUGGUCGAUGGAGCAUCUGUUCCAGCAGAGGCUUAA